Suillus fuscotomentosus is the source of this 1687-nucleotide messenger RNA. RefSeq lists its product as uncharacterized. The transcript is spliced from 2 exons. The annotation marks the transcript as partial. The record is from RefSeq and is a predicted model, not a curated record. NCBI's taxonomy places the organism in Eukaryota, Fungi, Basidiomycota, Agaricomycetes, Boletales, Suillaceae.
GUCAAAAAAGUCGCUGGACUCGACUGGACGCAGUGUUUGACCAACAUCAAGGCAAAUGCAAAUGCCACCCAGAAUUUAGCUGGUCUCCUCAGUAGUAAUGGAGAUCCUGUGUCGAAUGUCGCUGAUGCGACAACGAUAAGCUAUUCUCUGUGUACCUCCUCCUGCGAGACCUUGAAGGGAUGGGACUCCGGAAAUUUUGAUGUGUCUAUAUUUGCACAAGAUUUCAGCUCAUGGCUACUGCCAUACCUUGCGCUGAUCUCGCAGCUCCCCUUUGGGGCACAGUAUAGACUUGAUAAUCUCAUGGCUGCUGUAUUAACCGUCGGGUCACCGGCACUAGCUGGUUACUCUCUGUUCAUCACCCUCCUCAAUUCUCGAUGGAUCAACCGCCAAUUUAGUCGAUCCGUGGACUAUUCAAAUUCACGAUCAGCAGUCUCUAUUAUCAGUAGCCUCCAGCAAUCACCACUAAGGCUGCAUUCCGAUCGCGUAUGCUUCGCAUCUCUCGUUGUGCUUCCGGAAAACGACUUGUGGUGGCAAUAUUUCUCUGAAUUGGUGGACUACACUCAUACGUGGUCCAUUGCAUCCGCGACCUCCAUCGCCUGGGUUGUCGUUGCCUAUAUUCUGUCUAUCGUCAACUCACCAUCAGAUUCUUAUGUAAACGCUCAGGCCGGCGCCGAAUCCACCAGUUCAAUGUGGUUGUGGUUGAUUCCAAUAGUCAUGGGAUGGUUGCAACUCUCCCCAAAAUGCGAUUUCAACCGCUUACAAGCAGCUUAUGAUCGUGCCGACCGACACGCGCGCGCAGCAAUGACAGAUAGACCUAUUGCAACACCACCUGCAUUCGCCCAAAGAGCUUUAACAAUAACUGCUCAGGAAGAGGAUGUCAUGUCUCCAGACGAACUCCUCACCCCUCCGGUGUUCAAUUACUCGCGUUCGCUGGAAUGGGCUCAUACAGCAGAAAAUAUUUUCCUGAUGUACAAAGCGGCAUCAGAGAAGGCCCGAGACCGUAUUCCUGUCAUCGUCAAGAGUGGGUGGGUCGAGUCCGACGAUCUUAAAUCUAUCCACCCCCGCAAUCGAUGCGGGUCCCCUCAGGAAAUUGCCGCGUACUGCGUGCAACCCGGCCAUGCCCGGCGAAGCCACUGGGCACCUGGCAUGUUUACAAGAAUGGUUAUCGCGUCAUGUGCUUCGCUUGCAUUACAAUGUGGAACAAUCGGAGGAGCCCUUAUGACCGAGUGGUUUAUUCCAACAAUAGGCUUGGGGUGUCGAUCCCUGAGUUACCUCAUUUACGGAGCCCUAUCGACUGUCAUUUGGAUGAUGCUCCUGACAUCCAGUAUUCUCGCUCACUAUUCCGCAGCCUAUUCUUAUCGAGCAUCGCUGUCUGCGCGUGUUGCUCUGACGUUCUCACACUUGCUGCGAAGGAUGGGAAAACUGUUGGCCAUUGCAAAUUCCCUCUGGGUGGUCUUGACGUGUAUUUUCGCGUAUUCCAACUUCUACGAUACAUGCUUCUGCAAUUCCAAUAUCAUCAGGGGAAAUAUCGAUGCAUACGUUACUAUCAUCGAAACUACAGCACAGGCUACACUGGCCAAGGCGGCCCGGAUCGGCGGCCUCGUCCUAGCGUGUACUUCGGCGUCGACUUUCGUCGCCCUAGUAAGUCUUUUAUUGGAUACUCUUUCGACAUAACCAUGGUUGCGAG